Stegastes partitus (bicolor damselfish) is the source of this 1166-nucleotide messenger RNA. It is a transcript of the gene cdk2ap2, whose product is annotated as cyclin dependent kinase 2 associated protein 2. Gene Ontology annotation, biological process: negative regulation of G1/S transition of mitotic cell cycle; regulation of microtubule cytoskeleton organization. The transcript has 5 exons. Bases 199 to 534 code for a protein of 111 amino acids. Gene Ontology annotation, cellular component: nucleus; microtubule; cytoplasm. NCBI's taxonomy places the organism in Eukaryota, Metazoa, Chordata, Actinopteri, Pomacentridae. The record is from RefSeq and is a predicted model, not a curated record.
UACUGCGCAGACUCACGCACGGAGGAAGAGCCAGGGCUCACGUCCCUCUGAAGAUUUUACAUCUCCUUAAAAAGGUCUAUAUUUAUUUUCCUUGCAUCAGCUCUUAGGAGCUCAUCAUCACCGGUAAAGCUGUAUAAGCAUCGGGUUGACGGGAUUGAAGGAAGCGGCGCGUCGUACGGGGAGCUGCCUGAAAUCGCCAUGAGUUACAAACCAAUUGCCCCUGCGCCAUCUGGCUCCAACCACACUCCGCCAGGCUCCUCUGUGCCCUCUCCAUCUCUCCCCUCAUCGUCCAGCUUCAGGCCAGCUUUCAGUGACUUCGGCCCACCCUCCAUGGGCUUUGUUCAGCCUGUCAAAGUGUCCCAAGGGUCCACCUACAGUGAGCUCCUGUCUGUCAUCGAGGAGAUGAGUCGUGAGAUCAGGCCUACGUAUGCUGGCAGCAAGAGCGCUAUGGAGAGGCUAAAGAGAGGUAUAAUCCACGCCCGUGCACUGGUCAGGGAGUGUCUUGCAGAGACGGAGAGAAGCGCCCGCACAUAACCUUUUGGGACAAAUCCCUUCACCUGCCACUCUUUCCCUGUAGAAGCCUGCCCUCAUCACGAUCUCCACUUUAUGCUUUACAACCAUUUUUUAUCCUCCCACCUCGUGGUUUCUUUGCUGCCGUUUUAAAGGUGCAUUAUGUCCCUCUUGUGUCUGCUGUUACUGUAUUUCACGAUGCCCAUUUUGUUAAUGACGACACUUUCUGCGACUUGUGCAGCGUGCGCAAAAUGAAGUUUUAUACCUAUUUUAAAAGAAGAGAGUGGGGAAUUUCAGCACAUUUUUAAGUCAAACUAUGGGUAAAAACCUUAGUAAAAUGGUUGGGAAUAUUUAUAUUAUUCUUUGUUCAAUAAUUGACCAAGAAAGUUGGCUUUUUUUAAAUGAUGAAAUCAGUGUUCACACUGCACUGACCCUCCAGUGUAUUUUUUGUUAAUCUGAUCAUCUUGAAUAUACAUCUUUUCCAUUCACCCUUGCUUUGUUUUCAUCCUACUUUGUAGUGUAGACACACAUUAGAUGUUUCUCAUUCCCAAGAACUCUGUACAUCUCAAGUCAGUUUGUUAGUAUGGAAAUUUUGUAAACCAGAUUUUUGCAGUUCGGUAUGUAUAUCUUAAUUAAAUAACAGGAGAAAAAAAAAA